Molecule: messenger RNA, 1955 nt
Organism: Seminavis robusta
Lineage: Eukaryota; Bacillariophyta; Bacillariophyceae; Naviculales; Naviculaceae
Source: the annotation of a GenBank genome assembly
AUGGCGCCAGCAAGCUUACAUAUGCAGGAUAUUCAGGCUGCCAUCACAGUAGAUCCAAUGGUAGACCCCAGUGACAGUGAGACUGACGAAUUUGGCACCAAUGAAUCCCACGUUUCUUUACAUCCUCAAGCCAACACCAACUUUCCAACAAUUUCUGCAGCGCAAGCAAACCAUGCAGGGGCCCAAGAUAGUGCAAGCAGCAGCAAUGCCAGCAAUAUUGGACUAGCGGUUGCAGAGCUGGUGCAAGAGGAUGACAUGCCGCGGCAACAUGCCGCAGAAGUUCAAAUGGAUGAAUCGAUACAAAGGAAGCAAGGAUCAAUGAAACGAUUCAAAAUUUGGAUUCUGUUGGGAGGCAUUCUCUUCAUCACUGCUGUUGCAGUAUUGAUUGCAGUUCUUGUCAGUGGAGGCACACCAGAUGAGUCUGAGUCACAGUCGUCAUUGGAGACACCAGUCAACAUUUCUGAUUCUCAACCAUCAGGUAUGGAAGAGAUGGAACAAGCCUUACUGACUCUAUUCCCAGAAGAAACUGUUCAGGCCAUCAAGGGAGACUCAGAGUCCCCCCAAUCUCAAGCACUCCAAUGGCUGAUUGCUGACAUUGACAGCCAAAAACAAGUGCCAUUUAAUGACCAAAUCAAGCAACGGUUUGCUUUGGCUACACUCUACUUUGCCACCAGCGGAGCCUCAUGGACCAACAAUGAAUUCUGGCUUGACCACAACAUCCAUGAGUGUGACUGGUUUAUCAAGCCAGACUUUGCUUUGAAGGGAAAAGUGUCUCAAUUUCUCAAUGGUUACCUGAAAGAAAUGUUUCCUCCAACUGACCCGCCUCCAACAACUUGCAAUGCCCAUGGGUUGUUUCAGAAUCUCUGGUUGGAUGAAAACAAUCUGCGUGGUACACUGCCAGAGGAACUCUUCUGGCUAUCAUCCCUUGAGACUCUCUCAUUAGGAGCCAACAGUCUACGUGGGAGUAUUUCUAGCCAUAUCGGAAAGCUGACCUCAUUACAAGGGCUGGCAAUUUCAUUCUUGCGCAAUGCUGGGAUGAUUCCAACCGAACUUGCCUUGCUCACAAAUCUGGGUUCUUUGGGAUUAAAUGACAACUGGCACACUGGAUCAAUUCCCACUGAGAUAUGGCAGCUGACUACUCUGCAAACACUUGGUCUGAGCCUAAAUCCUGAUUUAAAAGGCACCAUUCCAACUGAGAUUGGAUCCCUUCCCAAGCUGAGAUGGAUGAACCUUGAUGAUUGUGACAUCUCUGGCAGCAUUCCCACAGAACUUGGCAAGUUGGAAUAUCUGGAAUGGAUGGUUCUUGAGAGGAACAGGUUGACUGGGACAGUGCCGUCAGAACUUGGUGUACUUCCCAGUAUCUUGUUGAUGUCUUUUUACAACAACUCUCUUCAGGGAACCUUGCCAACCGAGCUGGGACUCCUAACAUCGCUCACACUGCUGAAUGCUCGUAACAAUUCUCUUUUUGGCUCUAUUCCAAGUGAAUACGGCCUUCUGUCCUCCUUGGCGUUGGGUCUUGAACUCCAAGACAACCUUCUCUCUGGUACAAUACCAGUGCAACUAGCCAACCUGGUCAAUAUGUGGAGACUUAGUUUGCAAGAGAACCAACUCUCUGGCCACAUACCAAGUGAAUUUGGCAAGAUGUUAGUUUUGGGACUGUUGAAUCUUGCCAACAACUCCCUCUCUGGAACUGUGCCUCAAGAACUGGGAGAACUGAAACAAUCACUAUUUUCUUUGAACUUGGAAGGAAAUUCACUCUUGUCUGGAGAACUUCCAGAUCCCCUUUGUAGCCUUGAUGGCUAUUGUUUUGGUGUUGCAUCCUUGCCCUGUUACAACUAUGGUGUCCAUUUUGACUGUGGCAACUUGAUAUGUGGCUGUGGAUGCCCUUGCGACGAUAACUAGCUAUAGGUCGCAAUUGAGUUCUUUCAUUUUUGAAGGGCUAUCAAAUGGCCGGC